UCACUAUCAUGACACAUCUUCAACAUAAGGAAAAGCUUCCUCCUUGGAAGCGUUUUAUUUGCUAACCUUGGGGAGAGGUUGGCUCCUUCUUAUGGUUAGCAUUUUGAGAAGUGAUUAAAAGGCUCCUGAUAUUGGCAAGCUGACACUGUCGGGCGCUGAAUGUGUGACACAAGUGAUCUAACAGCUAGCUUUCUGGCUCAGGCGCUCGCUAAAAGACAGCUUCCCAAGCUAGUAGGCGCUAACGCUAGCUAACUGUGGAGACCGUAUCCGUAAUAUUUAACGUCGGAGAGCUACAUUCAUCAAAGACAGCCAUUGAAAGCAGUGACCGGUGUCCGUUUUUCACCACAAAAGUAAGUCUGUGGAGACACUGAAGUGAAAUUACAGACUACAGAUGAAGAUGAAUGCAUCCUUCCCAUGGUUUCCUAUGAAUCUCACCUGGAGGGGGAAGGUGUUGUGAGAAAGGAGAGAGGAGGCAGAAGCACAAGGCGACUAUAAACCAGUCAUGAAUCUCCAUCAGGUCCUCACAGGGGCCGUCAACCCUGGAGACAAUUGUUUCUCUGUAGGCAGCGUCAACAAUGUGCCAUUCACGGCCUACGCGUCAGGGUGUGACGUGGUGAUUUUGGGCAGUGACUUUGAGCGACUGCAGAUCAUCCCAGGGGCCAAACAUGGAAACAUUCAGGUCGGCUGUGUCGACUGCUCACUGCAGGGUGGACAGAUUGCAGCUUCCUAUGGAAGCAUUGUGUGCGUCUUUGAGCCUGUUCAGCACCCGGAUACAAAAGACACAUCACUGACUAAGGUCAACUGCCAAUGGCAGAAGACUGGUCAAUUUGUAUUAGAUUCUAUGGUGCGGAACCUGGCCUGGCACCCCACAGGCAGCACUCUCUUAACUGGUUCUAGUAGCCUCCAGUUGUGGUCUAAUGUUGAUGGAGUGGAAGAUGAGGUUGAAGAAGAGGGAAAACAGACAGAAAUGACCAUAAGAGACGCUCAUUCUGCCUGGAGGUGCAUCUGGCAGAGCAAGACGGCCUCUCCUGUCAGUUUAAUGAAAUUCUCUCCUGAUGGGGAAUUCUUUGCUACUGCUGGACAGGAUGACUGCCUUGUAAAGGUCUGGUACAGCACAAGCAAGUGGAAGUCAGGUGUCUCCAGACUCUUUACACCUCCUGAGCCCGGCAUUGGUGUUCAGGGAGAGCUGGCCUUUUCCUUUGUCUACCUGGCCCAUCCCCGCUCUGUUACCGGCUUCUCGUGGAGGAAGACUAGCAAGUACAUGCCACGAGGUGCUGUGUGUAACGUUCUGCUCACCUGCUGUAAGGACAGCGUGUGCCGGCUCUGGGCAGAGACGUUGUUGCCUGGUGACAGCCUCCUGUCCGGUCACCAUAACAACCACAGUGGUGGUCCACAUGGUGACACACUCAGAUGUGCAGGCACUGCUAAGAAAAACAACUGCAAUGGGAAGACGCAAGGAAGAACAACACAGGAAUUUAAUUUCCCGGAAUCAUUGCACGCCUCCUUUUCUCGGGUUGGGCCACUGCCCUCUCUGACUGGCUGCCUGCCUCACAAUCAGAAUCAACACUACAACCACAAAAAGAUCAGUAGCAGCAUGCCCCAUGCCAAUGCUCUCUGCCACUUCCACAUUGCUGCCAGCAUCAACCCUGCAACAGACAUUCCUCUGCUGCCCUCCAUCUCCUCUCUGAAUGCUGUGGAUGAUGAGGAACCUGGAGGUCCUUUUACUGUCCACUGGCUCAACAACAAAGAGCUCCAUUUCACUUUAGCCAUGGAAGUCUUCUUGCAGCAGCUCCGAGGCAGCUUGGAGCAACAGAGCGAAUGCUCCCAGGAAGAGCCUGAAGAUGAGGAGAACUUUGAUGAUGAAGAUUCUUGCAGCAGGCCAAGUGACCCCCAAGGACCUGAGGCUGUGGAGCUUCCUCUGGCAGCAGUGAAGCACCAAGUGGACAUCCUCUUAGAGGAGUGGAACAAAGGCGCAGACAUGUUGUUCAGUAUCCAUCCCAUGGACGGCUCUCUGUUAGUCUGGCAUGUGGACUGGUUAGAUGAAUACCAGCCGGGCAUGUUCAGACAAGCUCAGGUAUCAUUUGUGUCCCGUAUACCUGUCGCGUUCCCCACAGGCGAUGCCAUCUCCCUCAGCCACAGUGUGGUCAUGUACGCCUGCAACAAGAAUGUGGAUCUGGCUAUUCAACAUGGCAGGCAGCGACCGCCUGGGAGCACGCUGCCUCAAACUAAAUCUGCUCUAAUAAGCUACGGAGGUCAAGGAAAGGCUGCACCCAGCAGUAGUCUUCGACUGAGCAUCUUCACCCCCAACGUCCUCAUGAUCUCCAAACACGCCGACGGCUCCCUGAACCAGUGGGCAGUCAGCUUCGCAGAGGACUCUGCUUUCUCUACUGUGCUCAGUGUCUCUCACAAGUCACGGUACUGUGGCCACCGCUUCCACCUCAAUGACCUGGCCUGUCACUCGUUACUGCCUCUCCUCCUCACCACCUCACACCACAACGCCCUGAGGACACCAGAGGUAGACAACAUCCUUGCUCCCCCAGAUGCCUGGCACUCUGGUUUCCCUAAUUUAGCAUCUCUGCCACGUGGACGUCCCAGUCGGGUGUCACUCGGUGCGGUUUCCCAGGAUCCCAAUGCGAUCUACAGCGAGCUGAUCUUAUGGAGAGUAGAUCCUGUUGGCCCACUGUCUUUGUCAGGCGGUGUCUCUGAGCUUGCUCGCAUCAAUUCUCUCCAUGCAUCAGCAUUUUCUAAUGUAGCCUGGCUGCCCACGCUCAUUCCUAGCAGCUGUUUAGGUGUGUACUGUAACUCUCCCAGCGCUUGCUUUGUGGCCAGUGAUGGCCACUCACUCAGACUGUAUCAAGCUGUUAUUGAAGCUAAGAAACUCCUGAGUGAGCUCUCCAACCCUGAGAUAUCAAAAUAUGUUGGGGAGGUGUUCAACAUCAUUAGUCAGCAAUCCACAGCAAAACCAGGCUGUAUUAUAGAGCUGGAUACCAUUACCUGCUUUCAGGGGAAGGAGACCCAGCUCCUGCAUGUUUUUGAGGAGGAUCUGAUCCUUGGUAGUGAGAGAGCAGAGAGCACACAGGAACCUCCUGAUUCCCCUCACCCACCCUCUAGCGAGCCGGCCUUCUCGGCACGUUUUUUCCUUGUGGUGGUCGAAUUGACACCAACAGGUCGCUCGCUUCUCCACAUGUGGCAUCUCCAUCUUGCUGCUCGACCCGUCACCAUGGAAGAGACCAUGACGGAGAAGGAACCCACCACUGCCUCUUCCAUGAACAGCUCUCAGUUUAGCUUUGACACAUUCGGCUCUCCGAUGGCUCCUAAGAGUAAACCCUGCACUUCCAAUCUGCAGAGUGCCUGUCGUCUCAGCCUCACAACACGCAGGCUAUACAGCCAAGAGAUGUCUUUACCAGAAGGGGUGGAAGCAAUCAGUGUAACACCCUCAGCAGGUCACCUAAGUGCGUCCUGUUCUCUGCCAGCUGGUCUUGUGCCUUACCUCAUCGCUACUUCCUGUUCUGAUGGAAAGGUACGUUUCUGGAGGUGUAAUGUCACUGCGACAAAGCCUUUCAGUAUGGACGACUUGGUGUACCAAUGGGAGGAGUGGCCUAUGCUGGUGGAGGAGACAGUUCCCAACAGCAGCGUAGUAAGUGUACAGGGUCGUCCCAUAGAGGUCAGCUGCUGUCAUGCUGGACGGAUUGCAGUAGCUUACAGGCAGAUGCCAAACGUACCUCUGAACUCAACACCGUAUCUGAACUCUCACAGACUGACUUCUCCUCCCACCUUGACUUCUUCCCCUCAUGUGCACUACAACACCCGCUUGACCCCAACCCUGACUAUACAGCAUAGCCCAAAUCACACUCCAAGCCCCAGCCCAGCAAACACCAGAGAACCACUGGUGCACAUUGCCAUCUUCCAGUGUGAGUCUACUGGUGGUUCACAGUGGAUUCUAGAGCAGACCAUAGUACUGGACAGCACAGAUCCCACAGCUAACUAUGAUAUCGGUAAUAGCACAACUGGAAAUGCCAAUGUCCCAGGUAACACGGACUUUUCUAUACCUUACGAGAACUGUCAAGGUUCUUCUAGUAAGACCCUUGUUCAUUUGGACUGGGUCUCCCAAGAGAAUGGGUCACAUGUUCUGACUGUUGGUAUCGGCACAAAGAUUUAUAUGUAUGGUCGUCUCUCUGGGAAACCGCCGGAACUCUGUCUGUCAUCUGAUGCCAGCAGAGACCAGAGCCUGUCUCGCCUGGUUCUGCUUCGAUCAGUUGAUCUGGUCUCCUCUGUUGAGGGCUCUUUACCCAUUCCAGUCUCCCUCUCCUGGGUACGAGACGGCAUCUUGGUAGUAGGCAUGGACUGUGAGAUGCAUGUCUACUCCCAGUGGCAGCCCCCAGCACCACCCAAACCCAGUGUCACAGUUGCCCAGGACACAGACAUCAGCAGCAGCAUCUCCUCAAUAGUCUCAGCUGUCAGACAGAGCCAGGAGGAGGGUUUCAGCUCUGGGGCCCCCAUGUCAUCACUUGCCCCUCCCAAAAGGGCUCUGACCAGAUCGAUGAUGAGCCUGGCUCAGAAGCUCAGUGGGAAGAGAACAGCUUAUGACCUGCCUGUAGAGAUGGAGGACUCUGGGCUUUUUGAAGCAGCUCACCAACUCUUUCCCACUCUGCCCCAGUAUCAUCCUGUACAGCUACUGGAGCUCAUGGAUCUUGGGAAGGUUCACCGAGCCAAAGCCAUCCUCUCCCACCUGGUGAAAUGCAUCGCAGGAGAAAUUGUGGCUCUUAAAGACAGCACCAUCAAUCCAGAGAAACGCAUUCGCUCUCGAACCAUCAGCGCUGGAGGCAGCACAGCCAGGGACCGGAAGAUGUUCAGCAAAGCAGAGAACUCCACCCCCGACUACACAGAGAUAAGCUCCAUCCCUCCUCUGCCUCUGUACGCGCUUCUGGCAGCUGAUGAGGAUACGUCACCAAACCCUGAUAAAGUGGGCAGUGUGAGUGGAGACAGUGGGCACGGUUCCAGUCACACUGACGCUUAUGAUGAGCUCUUUCAAACACCCAGCAUGGCGGACUUAGACCCCCUGGACAAUGAUCAAGAGGAAACCGGGAACAAGGUCAUUGACUUGUCCCAGUACAGUCCAACAUACUUUGGUCCUGAACAUGCCCAGGUUCUGUCCAGUCACCUCCUGAGUUCCAGUUUGCCUGGCUUAACCCGUAUGGAGCAGAUGUCACUCAUGGCACUGGCUGACACCAUCGCUACUACAAGCACAGACCUCAAGGACAGCCAGGGCAAGAGCAAAGGUGGAGAAACUCUGGAUGAGUGUGGUCUGAAGUUUUUGCUGGCUGUCAGACUGCAUACCUUUCUCUCUACCUCCCUGCCUCCAGCACACCGAGCACAGCUUCUGCGGCAAGGCUUGUCCACAUGUCAUUAUGCCUGGGCCUUCCACUCUGAAGCUGAGGAGGAGCUUCUGAACAUGCUGCCUGCUCUGCAGAAGGGAGAGCCCACCUGGCCUGAGCUGCGCUCCAUGGGUGUGGGCUGGUGGCUGCGCAGCACCAACAAGCUACGCAGGUGUAUUGAGAAGGUUGCCAGGGCGUCUUUACUGAUAAACAACGAUCCUCUGGAUGCAGCUAUAUUUUACCUUGCAUUGAAAAAGAAGGCAGUGGUCUGGGGAUUGUACAGGUCUCAGAAGAAUGCCAAAAUGACAGACUUCUUCCGCAACAACUUCAGCGAGGAUCGGUGGAGGAAAGCAGCACUCAAAAAUGCCUUUUCUCUGUUGGGAAAGCAGAGGUUCCAGCACUCUGCCGCCUUCUUCCUUCUAGCUGGCUCCCUUAAGGAUGCUGUGGAGGUGUGUAUAGAGAAAAUGCAGGACCUCCAGCUGGCCCUGGUGAUCUCCAGAUUGUAUGAGUCUGAGUUUGAGACGUCAUCCACCUACAAAAAGAUCCUCCAGAGACAUGUUCUAGGACAAGACAAACAGAUUCACGCCCACCAGGACUCCUUCCUGCGGAGCAUGGCUCACUGGGUCCUGGAGGACUACAGCAGGGCAUUGGACACUCUACUCGAACAGCCUUCUAAUAGCACUGGCUCUGGGUCGGCUGCUAGCAAGUGCGAGUCUGGUUACUCUCCCGUGUCUCCAUGUAAUCCUGAGGUUUUCAACUUUUACACCUACCUUCGCACCCACCCACUCCUCCUUCGCCGCCAUUUUGGCUCGUCAGACAAGGCUAAAGUUGGCCUUACUGCUGAGGGUCGCAGGGCUGACUCUAUUAGCCUGGAGGAGAGAAGACUGUUUUUCACAGCUGCAUAUGCACAUUUGCAAGCUGGCUGCCCCAUGCUAGCUCUCGAGGUCCUCUCCAAGAUGCCCAAAGUCCACAAACAUUCCAAACUCCUUAACCAGAACAAUGCAGACGUCGCCACUGAUCUGAGUGUUGGCAGCAAAAAUGGACAAACAUCAGAUUGGUCUCAGCCAGCGCUUAACGGCUAUGAGUCUGAUGGAAACAGCUUAUCCAACAGCCAGUCAGAUUCAGUGUUAAGUUUUGACUGGAGCCAGCCAUCACUGACACUCCCUGACGAGUCCCUGGAGCUGAAGUGGGACAGUGACAAAGAUGAAGAUGAGGAAGAUGAUGAGGAUGAGGAAGAACACAAAGAUGGGAAGAGUGGUAGAACUGCAGACAGCAGCAGCGUGUUCCAGGACACACAGGAUGCCACGUCGCCACUAAUGGAGAUGGUGACAGGAGAGGAAAGUGACAACAGCAGUGACUUCCUAGAACCAUCUAAUGACAUCCUUGCUGCUCAGCUAAAGUUCACUGCCUGCUUGAAGAUUAUGACCAAUGAGCUGAGGACGCUGUCCACAGGAUAUGAACUGGAUGGAGGGAAACUACGUUACCAGCUCUAUCAGUGGUUAGAGAGAGAGGUGGUGGCUCUCCAGCGUUGCUGCAGCUACAAGCCAUGCUUGCCAGAGCUGUGCAUCCAGGGUGAGACCCCUGUUUCUGGGUUGGUGGAGGAGGAACAGCCUGGGAGUCCUCGUGUUGACAGCCAGAGGAGCAGGAGACAUUGGCUACAGAGUAACCAGCCCUUACUGAGGAUGUUUCUGAGCUACUGCAGCUUACACGGUUCCCAUGGUGGAGGACUGGCCUCUGUACGCAUGGAGCUCAUAUUGUUGCUACAAGAGUCUCACCAGGAUGACUCCAUCCAGUCAGCAGUGACGCCAUGUUGUCCGCAAACCUCCAUCCCACUUCUGAUGGCUUGCACAGCCAACGUCAAGACAGUGGUGGCCAAUCCCAUGGUCUACCUGACCAACCUGACUCAUGACAUCUUGCAGACCAUUAAUGCGCUCCACUCUCCUCCUCAUCCCGAUGUUGUCAACAAUGAGAUUUAUGUGUUGCACACACUGGCUGCCUCCUUAUCAGCCUGUAUAUAUCAGUGUCUGUGUGAACACACCCACAGCCAUGUGAACCAGUUCACAGGAAUCGUGUAUCAGAGUGUGUUGCUGUCUCAGAAGCAGCCCGUCAGAACUGUCAGCAUGGAUGAGUCUGUUCAGCCCAACACCUCCCCUGCACAGUGGCCAGGUAUCGCCUCUCUGAUUCGCCUCUUGAGCUCAGCGGGCGAGGAGAGCCAGCCGGGCUUAGCUGUGCUGCUCUGUGAGAUCCUGACUGCUGUCUACCUCAGUCUGUUUGUUCACGGCUUGGCCACUCACUCCAGCAACGAGCUGUUUCGCAUCGUGGCCCACCCCCUCAACAGCAAGCUUUGGGUGACGGUGUUCGGAGGAGGCGCCCGGAUCCCCGUCAUAGAGAAACCCAACAGCCCAAUGAGAACACCUCCGCCAGCCUCACCAAGUGGCUCAGACAGGAAGUCGAGACGAUUCAGGCUCCUUUCGUCGCGCAGUGGAUCCAAGGAGGAGUCUGGCAUCGAGCGGGAGGGUCCAUCCAGUCCCAGGCCUGUCCCUGUGGUGGAGCAAGAGGCUACCUCCAUUUUUAAAGAACGAUUUGUUCCUCCUGAUCUCAGCAUUUGGGAUUACUUUAUCGCAAAGCCUUCACUGCCACCAUCAGAAAGCAGAAUUGAAUAUGAUUCGGAGGAGAGCCAGGGCAGUGAAGAUGAAGAAGAAGGCGACGAUGAAUAUGAAUAUGCGUUUGACCCCAACUCUCCACAAAGAGAACACUCAAACCACAAUUCAUACAGUUGGUGUUUGAUGCGUCUGGCGAUGGUUCAGCUUGUGUUGGUCAACCUCAAGUCCUUUUACCCAAUGGCAGGAUAUGAUCUAUUGGAUCUGCCCGUGGGCUCUCCUCUGUGUCACACUGUGCUGAAGACGCUGCAGCGCUGGGAGCAGGUGCUGCAGAAAAGGCUCGAGAUCUUCGGGGGCCCCCCUUCCAAGUACAUCUGCACCCACCUCCAGGAUGAAACAACCUCACCCGGUCCUGCCCUGCUUAGACACAAGGCCCUGUUUGAACCAUCCAACACCCCGUUCAGGACUAGCCACUCCUCAGCACUGCCAGUGAAGCGUCUGUGGCAGUUUCUGGUGAAACAGGAAGAAGUGCAGGAGACCUUCAUUCGACACAUCUUUACCAAGAAACGGGACCCGAAUGAGUCGGGUGAGGACCAGACUGACAAUAUGAAAUGUUCAGGGAUGGAGGAGACAGGAAACCAUCAGACUGAGUCAGAUCUGGGCAGCCCCGGAGGAAAGGCACGCAUCAUCCACAAGGAAUCUGACAUUAUCACAGCCUUCGCCAUCAACAAGGCAAAUCGUAAUUGUUUAGUCAUGGCCUCCACCCAUGACAUUCAGGAGUUGGAUGUGUCAUCCAUCUUGGCCACACAGAUCUUGACAUGGAUCGAUGACGAUGAGGCUGAAACCAAAGGUGUCGGUGGUGAUGACUUCCUGGUGGUCCACGCACGCGAUGACUUUGCCGCCAUUCACGGCAGCACACCAUACACUCACAGCAGCCCCGGCACACCUAUCAACAUGCCCUGGCUGGGGGGAGUGCAGACAGGCCGGGGCGCAUCUGUGAUGAUCAAGAGAAACAUCAACAAUGUGAGAAGAAUGACCUCUCAUCCCACGCUGCCUUACUACCUGACAGGAGCUCAGGAUGGUAGCGUGAGGAUGUUCGAGUGGGGUCACUCUCAGCAGAUCAUCUGCUUCAGAAGUCCUGGCAACUCCAGAGUCACCAGGAUACGAUUCAACCACCAGGGGAACAAGUUCGGUAUCGUAGACUCCGAUGGAGGUUUGAGCCUCUGGCAGACCAACACGAGCGGGAACGCACCCAAACCAUAUCUGACUUUGCAGUGCCACAACAAGACAGCUCACGACUUUGUCUUUGUGGGCUCCUCGUCCCUCAUCGCCACUGCGGGGCUUUCAACAGACAACAGGAACGUGUGUCUGUGGGACACUCUGGUGACUCCUGCGAACAGCCUUGUACACACCUUCUGCUGCCACGAGUCCGGAGCUACCGUGCUCGCGAUGGCCCCCAGGCAGCAGCUGCUUAUCACAGGCGGGAGGAAGGGCUGGAUCAGCAUCUUGGAGCUUCCCCACAGGCACCAGCGCCAGAGCUUCCAGGCCCACGACUCCUCGCUCAAAGCACUGGCUGUCGAUCCGACCGAGGACUGCUUCAUCAGUGGAUCAUCAGAGGGCAACAUCAGGGUCUGGAGUCUGGCCACACAGUGUCCACUCUACACUUUCCCCAGCGAGCACGCUCGCCAGUCGCUGUUCAGGAACCUCGGCACGGGCGUCAUGCAGAUUGAGGUGGGGCCGACCAAUCACAUCUUCUCCUGCGGCGCCGACGGAACCAUGAAGAUGAGACUCCUCCCCAACCGCUACAGUGUUGUCAACAACAACAACAACCACGGCAACCUCAAGAACGAUGUCAAGUUCAUCAUAUAGAGACAUACAGAAAAGUGUUGAAAGCAAUUUAAUGAAUAAUGUGAAGUGCUUUUUAUGAUCGAUGCCAGCUGCAGGAACGCUCGGAAGAGAAGCUCCUUGUGGGUUCAUUUUUAAAGAAAAAUGAUGUCAUCGGUGUAGAUGUAGGGGGGAUUAUUCACAGGAUUUACAGACUUUCACUGAGUGAGAGCGUGUCGUCUGAUGCACAGGCCACAAGGAUGGCGAUGAACGGGAAAUCUGCUGUGAUUUGUGUGAGACACGCACUGAAAUACAGGAGUCUCCACCAGUGUUUUAAACUGUGGUGGAAGUUAAAAUGGCCACAGGGUAACAACCGACAGCACAGUCAAUCAAACUGAGAAGGAGACACAAACGGAUUGCUAUCCGUGUCUACUGAACAGCACGUGGAGAGAGUUUCCAGGUGUGUGUUUUGUUUUGUUUUUGCACAGGAAGUGAAGCUGUAGAAGGAGCAGGAGCGACAAGAGACUGUGCAGCAUUGUUCUUCUCAUACAGCAUCACCUUUUCUUAACUUUACAAAGGCGGUUGUGACAGUGGAAGCUCCUCUGGAACCACUGCUGGAGCGUUGAGGUGGUAAAGAACAGGACACUGUGUGCAGUGUGUCACGUGGACGGCCACUGUUGAAGCCGCUCUGCACAACGCAAAGGCCGACGAACAUCAUACGAAGCACAUUAUAUCAAGUCACGAGGAACUCACGGCGCAUUCUGGUGCUCCAUAUUAAUUUAUGAACACAAAUAAAAAAGCAGACGAGCUCGUGUUUGUCACCAUUAGACCUCAUUUAAAGAAUUACAGGAUGUCAGUUUAAUAUCACGUUAUAUUCAUUUUAGGCAGGUUUUUUUUUUUUUUUGCCUGAUGCCCUUUCCCAGCCUGACUUGAAAUAAACACUUUGAUUUUAUAAAAGUGUGAAGAAUAAAAAGCAUCUUAAAUGUUAAGGAAGUGUGACAUUUGGCUUCUGGCAGGGAGGAUUGAUAUCCCUCACAUGUCAGUCCCCUUACAUGUAGAGCUACAGCCAGAGGCUCUUCAGCUCAGAGACCGUCGUGCAUAAUAAACUGACUAGAGAUCGAGCUGAACCACUUUCUCUGGGCCGACAGUGAUACAAGUCAGUGGUAAUUAAGGAAAGACGGAUUAUCAGGGCCAGUAUUCAGAAAAUUCCAGUUACUGGCAUUUGUUUUUUUUUUUGUUUGUUUUUUUUUUUGGUGUCAGAUUGGCGAUAAAUAUAAAUUGCUGCCCAAAUGCACCACUUUGACUCUGAUGCAGCUUUCUUUCUUCUUCUGUAGUCACCACUCAGCGUCCAGCCGACAGCCCGAUCACAAGCAAAGUCAAGAAAAAUAGCUUAGUUAAGUUAAAUAAAUGUAGUGGAGUGAAAGUAUAAAGAAGCAGAGAAAGGAAACACUCGAGUGAAGAACCUCUAAAUUAAAUAAAAUAAUUGUAACAUUCUCUCGCUUGUUGAUCUAAAUUCUGACUCAAGAUUUUUAUUUUUCUCGGAAAUUCAUAUUGAGUACAAUAAUCAUGUUCUACUUUUUUCUUCCACUCCACUUAUUAUUUGAUUUAUUUACAUUUACUAGAUUGGUAAUUAUUCAGCGAUGAUGGCUUAUUUGUGUCGUGUAACCAAUCAGAUCGCAGGAGGCACGCUGAGUGAGAUCGCAGAGAGGCGGCGGCGUCAUCAGAGCAGAAGAGAAGCAUUUUAAAAUGAAUGAACUUAUCGCUUUUAAACUGGACAAAUGCUAGUUCUGGGAUCUGCUGCUAAUCAGUCCAUCCGGAAAACAAACAAUAUAAAGUGUUAAUGAGUGAGUUUAAGCAGCUCCCUCUGACUCUGCGUAUGCUAAGCUAACCCGUUCAUAUUGAACAAGGCAGAUGAUGAGAGUGAUGUCGGUCUUCUAACCAGCAUCUUCUCCCACAAAUUCCCCUGAAACAUAGGAACGUUCUUCAAGUUGUGACUCGAGUUCACAGACGGGCUGCUUUUUGUUUUUCUUUCGUUUUGUUUUUUUGUUUGUUUUUUUUUCUUUCCAUGGACUACCUGAAUGCGCCAUUUCUCUUUCUCUAUUUGCACAUAAAAACAGUUAAGCUAAAUUAUAUGUAGUGCAAUGCGUAGAGCUACACUAGCUGGACGGCAGUAAAGUGGUCCAAGCCUUUGGUAAUAAGAAUUAUAUGUAGUGUGUGAUAAUCCCAGACUAGAUUUAACCAAUGGUGGUAUUAUUAUUAUUAUUAUUACUAUGAUUAUUAAAGUGUCCUUAAUCUCUGAAAACUAUUUCUGCCAUCCUGGCUCAGUACUGCAGUAAUAUUGAUCCUGAUAAUAUUGAUCAUUGUUGCACAAAGUAGCUUUAAUUUAACAAAGGUCCCUCGUCGCUAUGGGACACCACAAGUAAAACCUUUUUCUGGCUGCGUGCCGAUUAUUUUUGGAACGUUCGAUGGAAAGUUUGAGAACAUGUAGCAGGUAACUUUGCUGUUGACAAUGAAGAGGAGGGACGAGGCGGAGCGGCUAAACAAGUUUUAAUCAACAUCCUGUUUUGUUGUGGACGUCUUUUAUUCCAAUAUAACAAAUGCACUUCUCUUUCCCUCGACUCCAGACGCUCAUCCUCCACUUGGACCAUGAUUGAGAAAAAAAACUUCCUUGAUGAUAAAUGAUAAUGUUUACCUUGUAGUCAUCUUGAUUUUUUUUUGACUUGGCUUUUGCUUUUUUUUUUUAUAUAUAUCAUCCAAAAAUGCAGCACAUGGCCUUCAGUAAAUAUAAUCUAGGUUGGUGUGUAAAAUAAUGCGUCUUCCACAUAAAGAAGUGAGAGGUUCAGCUUGUCCUGUAACCGUUUAUUCUGAAGGAGUAUAAUCCAGUACGAUAACUACCCAGAGACUCUGUGUUGUGCUGCUGUAGGGACACAAGUGUACAUUAGUUUGAUUUUCAGGGAGGACAAACUGAGGAAAACCUUUUAGAUGAAGCAGAUUUAUUGCAGUCAUGUAUAUACAUAGAUCCAUAGACUAGGCUUCUCGUAAACAGCAGCGUAAUCAUUACUGCUAGUGUUAGAACCGUGGGUGACGACGUAAAGCCAUUCUAUGAAGAAUAUCAGUGUACAAAUAAAGGUAUAUUUAUGAAAUCUGUUCAUAUUUAGGAUUAUAGACUGAUUGUAUUUCCUGCUUGUUUUUCUUUAACUCUUUGGUUUACCUUUUACUUCUUUUAUCAUUUCCUGAUGUGGGCUUGAACAACAUACUGCUUUUUUUUCUUGUUUGUUCCCCCCCCACACACACACACACACACAUCAGUGUGUUCUGAAAAUGAUGUGUUCUCCUGCAGUAACUUGAGAAUAAAACAAUUUUUAUCAAAGCCAAACUAUGUGUACUUCUAGAGAGAAACUGUUGAAUAAAGAUUCAUCUGACUGCUUAUUUUCCUUCAAAAAGACUCAAACAGUUUAACGACGUCAGUGUGUCGGGGUGUGAGACGAUUGAUCAAGCUCCCUCUGCAUAA
Messenger RNA from Acanthopagrus latus (yellowfin seabream), 13310 nucleotides. RefSeq names its product dmX-like protein 1. Gene Ontology annotation, molecular function: protein binding. Gene Ontology annotation, cellular component: RAVE complex. The transcript is spliced from 51 exons. The coding region runs from base 503 to 9844 and encodes 3113 amino acids. NCBI's taxonomy places the organism in Eukaryota, Metazoa, Chordata, Actinopteri, Spariformes, Sparidae. Gene Ontology annotation, biological process: vacuolar acidification. The record is from RefSeq and is a predicted model, not a curated record.